This is a messenger RNA of Marchantia polymorpha subsp. ruderalis, 3291 nucleotides long. The record is from the annotation of a GenBank genome assembly. Lineage: Eukaryota; Viridiplantae; Streptophyta; Marchantiopsida; Marchantiales; Marchantiaceae.
GGGCGAAGGACUUUUUUUCCACGCCGGAGACGAGGACAUGUCUAUGCCAUGAGUGCAAAGAAGGCACGGACUUCGUUCCCAGACAGCAGGAAAAGGCUUGGAGGGUGAUCUCCCUCCGAGCAUCCGAGGACCAUCACCGCUUUAGAGCGAGCGGCCCGCAUGAUGUUGCAAGAUGCGGGCGGAAUGAUGACCAUCGAUCUGGUCAAAAUAGGCUAUUUGGAGGCUGAGAGCUCCCUCCCGGUGGCAGCAGGACGAGCCCACGGUCUCCAUGGACGUGGACCGCGACCUGAUGAUUGACACCGAUGCGCGAUGCGCUCGGAGAAUAAACCGAGAGUACCCGCGAGAUCCCCCCGCUCUGGCAGCAGCACUGAUGGCUGGCCAGCGCUGCGCGUGUAACGCAGCAUGACGUGGCAAUGUCCGCCUGUCCAGAGGUCGUGUCGGGCCCACAGGACCCACUCGUGGCUGCCCGCCAGGCAAGACGGCGACAAAGGCCCUGCAGCGCAGCGCAUUGACUCGGUUCCAGAAUGCGGUCAAAGUUCGACCUCGUCUCGAUUUGCAGACAAGAUCCCCUCCCCCCGCCUUCGAAGGCGACUCCGAUGCGCGACCAAGAGAAUUCUGCCAGUUUAGAUGGCCGACGUUCGGCGAAGCCCUCGACCUCUGCCGCGUCCGUGAAGCGCGCGCGAGAGGAGAUUAUUAAGUGCUCAUGGCCUCUGCCUCUCGUCGGCUUCGCAAGCCGAUGCAACUCGACACGCGGUCGACGGAAGAAGAUGAUGCGAUGCCACGACCUGUCCCACGCCUAACGGAGCCCUAUUCGACAGACGGUGGGCGGUGCCAUUGAAAGCCGGUGGUCGGAAUUAAUAAUCCCGCCUCCGGACGGUUCCUGCCGCGGGGUCGGAACCCGACUGGUACAGAUAGCAUUGGAAAUGAUGGUGUGCGGAAACGAAAAGAAAAUUGGUCUCGGUUGGCGCAGGACGUCGUAUGCUCGGAUCACCACCAGGGCACAUGUUUUUCUCGCCCAAACGGAAUGGGGCUCACCGCAUCGGGUUCCGAUGAGGAGAUCGACAGAAGGGACAAAUGCGUAGUCCCGGAGGGCGGCGAAGUCAGAAAGUAGUGGCCCGGAGAGCCCACCACCAGCGCCCUUAAAGGACACCAACCUCCGCUACUGCCAACAGCUUCGGUCGCAAAACCAUGCAGAAACUCUGGGGCGCUCGCUGAGCAAGCAAGUGAGCAUUGGCACCUUGCGGCUAUCCUGGGAGUUACAUUGUCUGGAGUGUCUGGGCAGACGAACAGGUAACUCGUUGUCGAAAUUGGCACUGUGACAGGGCGGAGAGCAGCCAGCGGACAUGCCGAUAACAUCUAAUUGAAAAGCCUUAUCAGAAAUCGUACUCUGGUCACGAGGUCAGUGAACAACUGCAUCGAUCUUUAUCGAGCUCCGUGUUAGGCUCUUAACUGGGAGUAAAGAGGUGGUCCACCACGGUUAUGUGAGCGCAGCACACAGCACAAACACCCACCGAGGGUCCCACCACAAUUCGGAAAUCUCGGUGAAGAGUCGCUUUCAUUGAAGCGCGGGUGUCAGCCUGGACCACAAACCAUCGAGUCGGAACAUCGGAGGCGAAGGCGAGGGAGGGGUGGGAGUGACGGGAGUGACGGGGAGAGGAAAGGGACCAGGAAGCGAAUGUGAGCAAAAGACGAGGAGAGCGCGGACGGACGGGUAGAGUCAUGCGUGCUCUCCUUGGAGUAACGCCUCUCACCAUAGCUUCACCACCCUGCAGGACUUCCCCCAACAUUCUCAAGUCUGCCUCUUUGAAGUCGCGGCCAUGCUGGCCUGCCAUGACUUUUCAUGCGUUGCAUGAAUCUGUUCAAGUUCUUCCGUCCACCACCACUGCCCUGCCUUCUCUGAGUGGUUAUGGAGAUACUUCGGCCACAUCUUGCUCGCACAUCCCAACCCCUUCUCUCCUGGUUUUUUCAGGAGGAACAGCCUUCAAUGGUGUUGUGGAGGAGCUGAAGAAGUUCACCACACGUGUAGCACAUGUGCUACCCGUUUCAGACGAUGGAGGAAGCACAUCGGAAAUUGUCCGCGUCCUCGGUGGUCCGGCCGUGGGAGACAUUCGAUCCAGGUGCCUGCGACUCUCGGAUGAAAGCACGUCCGAAGCGAUGGCUGUGAAGAGGAUGCUUGGCCAUCGACUGUCUUUGAUCGAGGGGGAAGCGAAAGCCGAGUGGUACGAGAUUGUGGAGGGAGAACAUGCACUCUGGCAAGGCGUUUCGGGUCCUUACAGGGAAACAAUCCGCGCUUUUCUCGUACAUUUCCAGACGCAGAUUCUUCGACAUCCACACGCAAGGUUCAAGUUUCGCAACGGGAGUAUAGGCAACUUCUUCUUCGCAGGAGCUCGUAUUUUCUUACAGUCUUUAGAAGCAGCGAUUUUUCUUUACUCUCGCGUUUGUCAGUGCCCCACUGACAGUCUUGUGCUUCCUGCAAUCUGCACAAACGACCGCCUUACACUCGGUUCAGAGCUACUUAAUGGUACAAUUAUAAAGGGACAAAACGAGAUUUCUCACCCAAUGAACAGGGACACCAACGGCGUUAUCUCACAUGCUGUAAACAAAGUGAGACAUUCCUCAAGUGCCCUUCCAUCUCCCAUCAAACGCAUAUUCUAUAUGUCAAGUGAGGGCACCAACCUCCUGCACGAGGUUUUCCCUGUGGUCAAUACCGCUGUUUUAGAGCAGCUUCGUCAAGUUGAUGCUGUUGUGUAUGGAAUGGGUUCUCUCUACACAUCUAUCUGCCCAUCUCUGGUGCUUCGUGGAGUAGGAGAAACGAUUGCAAGACGCACAUGUCCCAAGAUUCUUGUCAUCAACGGUUCAUAUGAUAGAGAGACCUCGGGCAUGGCAGCAUCAGAUUUCGUAACAGCUGUUAACAAUGCUCUAAAUCGAAAGUACUGCAAUGAUCCACAGCAUCUUCUUCAGUACCCGGCAAGUCAGUUUGUGAACGUUGUCUUGGUGCCUAAAGGAGGAGAGAUACUGGUUGACUAUGACAGGCUAACUGCUAUGAAUAUCAGCAAUGUGAUGGAAGUCACUUCAAUUGUUGACGAAAGAGUUGGAGUUAUCUAUAAACCUAAGGCCCUUAUUAGUGCUUUGAAACGAAUUCUUCGUCAGCAUCUCGUAGAGUAAUGUGGGAACUCGGGCUGGAGCAGUAUCAUAGAUACCAAAGUUUAGAUCUAAAAGUUGGGACAUUCCCAACCCUUUGUACACUUGCCACAAAUUUGUUAAUAGUUACUACUGUUUUGACCUUCUCCC